UGGAAUGCUUUUCUCCUGACCUGACCCACUCGCUCGGCCAGGCCGGGCUGACUGGACUCCCGACGCCGCCGCCUCGCCCAUCACCUUCUCUCUCCUGACCGUUGACUAUUGCCGUCUGAUCCUCCCGCUGGACCACUUCCACUCUCCUUCCUCUUCCACCAGUCUACUCCGCACACUCGCUGAAACCACGUCUAUUCCAAUCGCUCACCAUGCAGUUCAAAUCCCUCUUUCUUGCUUUCGCCCUCAGUGCCUCCGCUCAGGCCUGGGUCAUCCAUGGCUACACUGAGAAGGACUGCAAAGGCACCGCCGACACGGCCGCUGACAGCGGCAGCCUCAAGACAUGCGAGAGUUUCAGUGCCAAGGACUUUAAAUCGCUCAAGGCCCAGCCCGGUGACUAUGUACUGACGGCCUUCGCCGAGGCCAAAUGCGAUGGCACUGGCUAUGCCCUGCAGCCCGGAAAGUGCGUUAACACUAAAGAAGUUGUCACUUAUGAGCGCCAGUUCAUCGCCAUUACGAAGCGGGACAACGCCACCAUUCUGGAGGAUCACGCCGACUACUUCGCCGAAUUUCCCGAGGAGAUCGAGGAGUUCCGGUGAGCGCUGGGAGAUGGGACAGAACCAAUGCCCUGUACCAAGAUUUUGUGAGAUUUUGCAUAGCUGAACGCCGCACGCUUUUCUUUUUGGGAUACCAUUUCUGCGAGAUAUCUAGCCACCUUGAUCGAGACAAUACAAGCUAUUUUGUCUAUUGCUGG
This is a messenger RNA of Aspergillus sclerotioniger CBS 115572, 751 nucleotides long. RefSeq lists its product as uncharacterized. The transcript has 2 exons. Bases 210 to 596 code for a protein of 128 amino acids. NCBI's taxonomy places the organism in Eukaryota, Fungi, Ascomycota, Eurotiomycetes, Eurotiales, Aspergillaceae. The record is from RefSeq and is a predicted model, not a curated record.